Messenger RNA from Rhagoletis pomonella (apple maggot), 1579 nucleotides. RefSeq lists its product as uncharacterized. The record is from RefSeq and is a predicted model, not a curated record. Lineage: Eukaryota; Metazoa; Arthropoda; Insecta; Diptera; Tephritidae.
GUGCAUGAGAAUAGUCAUAUUUACGCACCAAAUACAGAAUCAUCUGCCAUUUCACAUUACAUACCACGUCCGUCCGCACAGAAUCCGUCACCAGCCUAUCCAGCUGUGCCCUCGGCCAUUAGUCUAAGCCAGGUUGGCGGAGUGGUAAGCAGCGGUGUUGUACAAGCAACCAGUAGCGCGAUUAGCGCUGGAAAUUUCGGUACUAUUACCGGCGUGGCGCAAGCUAAUGGCGGUGACAGCACUUUUAGUUUUAACAUACGACCCAAACCCAAUGUAGUCGGACAGCCGCAACUUCCAUUGCCACCGAAUCAAAUUGAUGCUGGCAGUUAUGGCUUACUAUCGUCGAACCGUCCCGGCUAUGGUCAAUUACCCAAUCCCGGGUUUUUGAGUUCACAACACUCAGCAGCUGCUUCUAAUGGCCAUACAAAUUUUGGUAAUUCACAGAAGGAGAGCGCAAAUAGUCCGUUUUCAAGUGAAAACAAGAGACCCCAAUUGGGAAAUUAUGGCUAUUAUAGCCAAUUACAGAACCUACCGCUAGAGAAGAAAACGAACCUUGAACACAUUGUUACUGUAAACGACUAUGACUACUCGUCACGUACGCUCGAACCGAUAGUGACCAAGAAUACGACAAACGGAGUGAGCAACGGUACUGAGACUAGCUAUGACAUUGAUGAUGAACGUGAAGACACCGAUGACUAUGAUUACGUGGAUGACAUAUUGGGUAUGGGUGAAAAAUUCGACAGUGACGGCUACAUACGACCUGAACAUAUGAUAGAUGCACUGAUUAAAUCAAAAGAAAACGAACUGAAAAACUUGACUGCACACAGGAACAACACUACGAAACCUUUGGACGACAACUACGUACUACCAGUACUCAAUACAACGACAGAAACGCUGAAACUCAACAAUACCGCUGAGACGUUAGAACGAAGUACGGAUAGGGACAUGACAAGAACGUUUAACCCAACGACGCAAGCGCUAACAGAAAAUGUAACUCCUUUUUCCGAUGUUGAGGGCAAAAAUCUAAACAAUGACAUAUUGGCCGAAGACUAUGACGACAUGACGACCGAAACUUUAAUUGCCACCAAAACUAAUAUAAUCGAUACAAUAGCCACCGACAAACAGAUUCUAAAAAGUACGGAAAUAGAACGAAGGAAGGCAGUCUCAAAAUUUGCUGCACCAGUUGCCUUUGCGCCUAUUAAAAUUUUGACAAAAUUAGAACGGCCAGAUAAUUGGGUAAUUUACGAUUCUCCCAAAAACUAUCCGCUUCUGCCAGAAUUACCGGCAAUGAAUGAGUACUCAUCGGCUCCCACAGAUGAAGUACCAAUGCCUAUAAAAGGUCUGGCUAGCAUUUGGUUGAAGAAAAUCAAGAGGCAAAAAGACAAAAAUAGAGCACAAUUUCUCGUUACCGAUGUGCCAGCCGACAACGAGGCAAGUAUGCAAAAUGAAGAGUUCGUGAAGUUCAAUUCGGAAGAUUUUACAACACUUUCUCCAGCGAACAUGGCCGUCGGCAAGGCUUAGAGGUGGCUAUGAGUUCUACUUCGGUCGGCUAAUAAUGCGUGGGUGAUACGGGCUAUAU